Penicillium oxalicum is the source of this 651-nucleotide messenger RNA. RefSeq lists its product as uncharacterized. The transcript has a single exon. NCBI's taxonomy places the organism in Eukaryota, Fungi, Ascomycota, Eurotiomycetes, Eurotiales, Aspergillaceae. The record is from RefSeq and is a predicted model, not a curated record. The coding region runs from base 1 to 651 and encodes 216 amino acids.
AUGGUCGCCUCCAUUCAACUCUUGACGGGCCUUUUGGCCCUGACCUCUUCAGCGGUCUCCAGUGUCGUUUCGCGACGUUCCAUCACACCUCCGGAGGGAUGCCCGAUCCCAACCUGGACCGUCAACAACUUCGUGUGGCACAAUGGCUCCCACAGUCUGGACUGUGUUCACCACCGAGAUGAUAACCCCAAGGCCUGCCUCUGUGGUUCAGGCUGGUGCGAACCCGAUCCCGCAACAUGCAAUGGGACCAUGGUCAAUCCAUGCUAUACCGGUCUGCCCAACUAUGAGCCCUGGGGUUAUGGACCCUUGGAGACUCUCGAUAUCGAUUUUGCGGAUGGGCUGCAAUGCCACGAUCAGUAUAUCGGCUACCGAAUUCACGACAUCGGCAAUGGAGAGAGCAAUUGCGGUUACGCCGACCGAGGGGCUGGGCGUAUCGUGUCUUUCUACGGCACUUCGAAUUUUGCUUCGUCUACCGGUCACAUGGAUUACGUCCUGGGUAGCGGCCAUGCUUUGACCUGUGCCAAUGGAAGCUCUAUCACGUACUCGGGAAGCGUCGACUUCCCGCUGACUUGCACUCACGACGCAAACUUCAACGCUACCUGCACGGCUCCCGUCUUUGAGAUCCCUGUUCUUAGCUACUCGUGGGUUUAG